Messenger RNA from Nothobranchius furzeri (turquoise killifish), 5154 nucleotides. It is a transcript of the gene faxcb, whose product is annotated as failed axon connections homolog, metaxin like GST domain containing b. NCBI's taxonomy places the organism in Eukaryota, Metazoa, Chordata, Actinopteri, Cyprinodontiformes, Nothobranchiidae. The record is from RefSeq and is a predicted model, not a curated record. Gene Ontology annotation, cellular component: cytoplasm.
ACUUCUGUCCAUUUAGAGUUAGAUCAACUAGCAGUGCAAAGUUAGUAUGUGGAUGUAGCAGUAGGCCUACUGUAUCCCGUGUCGAACUCGCUAACACAUCUGUUAUCUCCGGUGUUCAUUGAUAUUUUUAAAUGAGCACAGGUCUAACUUUUCUGGGAAGAUGGGGGCUCGACACCAGGGCGGGUGGGGCCACCCUUUCACUGAAGACAAUAGUCCAGCUGCAUCAAGCUACCAGAACCCAGAACCUGAUACUUCACCACCGGAAACUGUCAUGCUUUUCCUUCAAAACUAAACGAAAAUGGCUGACUAUUCAGUGGAACAUUUAUGACACGAAUAUCUAAAUUGAUUUGAAACGGUCAAAGCUACAGAUGCGGCCAUGAAGUUGAAGACUGAAUUGAUAGUUGUCACAAAAUUUGUUCCCUUUGUUUUUCAGCUUUAGUGACAUGUAUUAUUGUCAUUUUUUUUACUUGGCCAUGGCUGUAGCACUGAAGUGUUCUUUUAAAUAAUUCACCUUCAGUUAAUCUUUCUUGAGACAAAGAGCAGAUUAUCACAGAGAUGUGUUGUAAAAGUAGAACUUUUAAAAUCAUCAGCAAAAUCACUCAUUAAAAAUUUGGGCAUCUUAUUACGGAAAAUUGUAUUACUGUAAAAAUAAAGCUUUAAAUGCUGGCACAUGAGCCAAAAUGUCUCAUGUGCCAGCCUGUACUUGAACUCGGGUCUUCUUUAGGCUGGUGUAUUAAUAGUCGAGCUAUCCAUUUGACAUCCGAAUAUUGAUAAUACUCCUCAGAGCCUGAGGAGCAGAGUGCAGUAUGUGCGCCACCCACUGGGUUUGUGACAUGACAGACAGUCGGUGGCAUUUUUUUCACCUGCUACUGGUUCACAGUGAUUUGAAUGCAGAAAUACUCAGAAAUGCAGUUUUGAGCUUAAAGUUCAGAUGUGUCCUGUAGCAUUAGAAAAAUGCCUCAAGAAUAUGUUAAAAACAAAAAAGCACAACUUUCAUUGGAGUGGGUCUUUAAUAGUCUGUGAGAAGAUGGAUAGAUGAACGAUUGAAAAUAGACUAUUUUUGGUGAGACCUACUCAGACUGAACUGUUGCUGUUUUAAGUGUCAGCAGCCAGCCUUUAUUUUCUGAGCGGUAAACUGGAGCUGAAGGGAUCAGAUCAUCAACAGAGACUUUAAUUUUGAAAAUUUUAACCGGAAAUUACGUUGAUGUGCGUGUAAUUCACUUGACACCCUUCAAAGGGAGCCUCGUCCAGUCAGGAGUUGAUAUGUUUACCUCCUGUUUUAUGGAUAAAUAAGCGACAGCUCCGCCGCGACCAUGCCGUAGGUGACCCGCCUGGAUGAAGCCGAACGGGGACCGCAGCUGGGUGGACGCGGGGUGGUGGCUGUAACAGAGGGUGGGAGGAUGCACUGGGCGGCUGGCUUCGCCUCCACCCGGCCGUGUGUGGUUGAACUGGGGCGGAACCACAGCCUGCCGCUGGGGCUGUGCGCCUCCGAGCAGCACCAGUCUUUGUAUGGCUACAUCAUCGCCUUUCCUUUGCAGGACUACGGAGGCAUCAUGUCGGUUCUGGGCUCGGAGUCCUGGUGGAAGAAGACCCUGUACAUCACCGGGGGGGCCCUGCUGGCUGCUGCAGCCUACCUACUGCAUGAGCUGCUCGCCAUCAGGAAGGAGCAGGAGCUGAACUCUCAAGAUGCUAUCAUCCUCCAUCAGUUCUCCAGACCAAAGAAUGGCAUCCCCAGUCUCUCCCCUUUCUGCCUCAAAAUAGAGACGUACCUGCGCAUGGCGGAUCUGCCUUAUCAGAACUACUUUGAUGGGAGGCUGUCCCCGCAAGGAAAGAUGCCGUGGAUCGAGUACAAUCACGAGCAGGUGUCAGGGUCAGAGUUUAUUGUGGACUUUCUGGAGGAGAAGCUCGGGGUCAACCUAAACAAGAACUUAACCCCGGAGGAAAGAGCCGUGUCCCGAGCAGUCACCAAGAUGGUCGAGGAGCACCUCUACUGGACAAUAGCCUACUGCCAGUGGGUGGACAAUGUAGAUGAAACCCAGAAGUUGCUGGCCAUGGAUGGACCAUUGAGCGACACCCUGAAGUGGCUUCUGAGCCACCUGAAUGGCAGCAUGGUGCGCAGAGAGAUGUAUGGCCAUGGCAUCGGACGCUUCUCUAAAGAGGAGGUCUACAAGCUGAUGGAGAAGGACAUGAGGACUCUGGCUACUCUGCUGGGUGAUAAGAAAUACUUCAUGGGCUCUAAGAUGUCAACGUUGGACGCUACAGUGUUUGGCCACCUGGCUCAGGCUAUGUGGACUCUACCUGGGACACGACCAGAACAGCUCAUCAAAGGAGAGCUGAUCAAUCUGGCCAUGUUCUGUGAGCGGAUGCGGAGAAGAUUCUGGCCCGAGUGGUUUGUGGAGGUGGAGGAUCUUAACUAUGAUGGAGACAGUGAGAGCAGCAGCAGCAGCAGCAUCCCUGCAGGGCUGCUGGACUUCGGUCUGUUCUCCAGGACUGACACUCUAGAUGACAGCGACACCAGCAGCCACUCAGCCAGACACACACGCACACACUCCCCCGACUCGGACCGCUCACUCUUUGACUCAGACGUGGGCACUGGGUCAGAGAAUGACAUUCACCUUAAAGAGGAGCUGAUUCCAGACUUAAAGGUCUGACGUGUGUCUGGCUGGCAGGAAAAGACUGUAACAGGCAGGCAGCUGUGUUGCUUCACAAAAUCAGUCUGGAACAACCUGUUUGGACAACUCUUCACACAGCUGAAGAAACUGUUCCAGUUCCUCCUGUUACAAAUCCCAGGUUGCCCCAGCUUCCCGACAUACAGCCUGGGUGUUUAAAGGCAGAGGAAGCAAACUGAACCUCAUAAUAACAUACAUACGGUAUGGUUUGUCCCUCUUGUAUUAUCAGAACUGUCUCCUUGACAGUUCCUCUUUGCCUUAUUUGUCUCGUCCUCCGAUACAGAAGUUGCUGUGAAAAGUUAACAUGAGCCGAUCGUCUGAUUUCAUUAAGUAAAGGCUGCAAAACAGAAACGGCAUAACAGACAAGACAGGUGGCUCUUCACUUGCUAUGAAAUGAUGCAACUAAUCACCACUCUGCCAUGUGUCAUAACGCAUAAAUCCAUUCAAACAGGGGGAGGCUGCAAAGGAACAGCUGUUGUGCCUCCGCUGUUUACCAUGCGUGAUGCUGAAUAGUAAACACAGAUAACUUCCAUGUCACCUCGUGUCCUGCUUUGAUCCUCGUGUUGUUUCCUUCAUGCUUCUGUGUGUUGGAGAUGUCGGCAUCGAGAGCAGGCGAAGGAUUUCAUCAUUUCAAAACCAAAUCAACACACAGCUCUGUUGAUUGGAGAACUUGAGGCAUUAUGAACAGAUUUGCCUGUGUUAAACUCACCAUUUUGACUUAUCUCAUGUACUUUCAGUUUGUUAUCAUUGAGCUCAGACUUUAUAAUUUCAGCACAGCUAUGCUGCUUUUUAAGUGCUGCACUUCUUAUAUUUGGCCACUAGAUGGAGGUGUCAGACAGCAUGGUGUUCUGUAACAAGGAGCUUAUUCCAGCAGGUGUGCUUCAUUUGACUCCCUAGAGCUGUUUUCUUUCUGACAUUGCAGACCUUGCAGUUCAUGAAGGUGUUUUGUGCAGGCGCAUGCAUAACUGCAUACCUACAACCAAGCACAGAAACAGAUCAGCCUCUUGGUCUCAAUUACACAGUUUUUGUUCUCAUAUGCAUUAUAAUGAUAAAUGAGCCGCACUUGUAUAGCGCCUCUCAGAGUAAGGACUCCAAAGCGCUUUACACUACAGUGUAUCAUUCAUCCAUUCACACACACACACAUUCACACACUGAUGGUGAUGAGCUACGACAAUGUAGCCACAGCCGCCCUUGGGCACACUGACAAAGGCGAUAAUCAGUGCCAUGUGUUUAUUGUUACUUAUUUAUGUGUUAAAAAUUCUAUUUUUGUUAAUCUUUGUUUUCUUAUUGCUCUCAAAGAGAGAUGUUUACUUUGCACUAGUGGAAAUUUAUUUUCACCUCAUGUCGAAAGCAGAGGUCUGCUCUGAAAACAAAGAGAUGGACACAGAUGGUCACUAAGGGUUACUGUAGGGAUGAAUAAUCCACUGUGUUGGUUGUCUGUGUGAAUGCUGUCAAUGAGGCUGGGUCAGAUUAACACCUUAUGAUAGGUAGACGAGAAACAUGGAGUAAAAACUUGGACCAAAACUUUCUGAACAACUGUCACUUUUCAUUUGUUGUUCAUAAUAAAAAUAUAUGACUAUGUUGUAUUAGAGUAGAUGUUAGUAGCUUAAAUAGCAGAUCAUGCUAGUGACUGAAUGCCUUUCUUACAUCAUCUUCAGCAGAGGUGAGUGGAAUUUUAUUUGUCUUGUACAAAAAUUAAUCAACUUCAUCUUAUUGAGUUUCUGCUGUUGAGAAUUAUUCAGAAGCACUCAUCAGAAGGUAGAAAUAUCCUCAUCAAAUCUCAUCAAAUCUGCUAACUGUUGUCUCAUUUGAAGGUGAACUGUGAACAGAACCUUUAGCAUGUUUUGGAUCAAUGUGCUGUUGCAUUGCUUUGAUUGUUUAUUUAUUUAUUUUUUGUUCCAUUUAGUUUUUUAUUUCUGCCACACACAGAGUGUUGUGUUUUGAUUCAGUCGUGAUGCUUUGAUCACCAUCAUUCCCAGAAGCAGCAGGCUGCUUCCUACAGGGGAACAAAAUAGUCUGUGUACACCAACAGUUUAGAAGCAAAUGACUCAGAUGCAGUAAACGUACACAACCAAGUUGCAUUUUUCAGGUUAGAUAAAAUUCCGUUCACCUCCCUUUUUGAGGUUAACGCAUCAGUCUCAAAGGAUAGGAGGAAACCCUAAAUGAGCUGCAUGUUUCUGUUCCAUUGGAGGUAAUCGAGUGUUUUGAUCCAGAUACGUGGGUUCAAUAGGAAGAAGGUCUGCUCCGUCGUGUUGUCCUUGAGGUUUCAUUCAGCCUGACCACAACAGUUCUAGUUCAGUCAAGCCAUAUUAAUGCUAGAAAUGAUGUUACUGGGGCCAUUCCCGCUGGUGUGAUGUAAAUAUAGUGAGACGACAUGUGUACCAUACUGUAUCUAAAUCUGACUGAUCAAACUACCUGUGUCUGUGCUUUCAUUUGAGGAGGAACGAUGGGAUGGGCUCAAUAAACAAUAGCUGUGACAAUUUUA